Messenger RNA from Exaiptasia diaphana, 1441 nucleotides. RefSeq lists its product as uncharacterized. NCBI's taxonomy places the organism in Eukaryota, Metazoa, Cnidaria, Anthozoa, Actiniaria, Aiptasiidae. The record is from RefSeq and is a predicted model, not a curated record. Bases 20 to 1321 code for a protein of 433 amino acids. The transcript has 2 exons.
ACGUAAAAUACAUAAAGAAAUGGCCGGAGAAGUCAAAGGAGAUUUGACUUUUAAGCACAUUGUAUUGUCCAACGAUCGUCCUGCUCCAACCGACCCUCAGAAGAUAUUUGCAGACUGGAAUCAUGCAGAAAGCUCUAGACACAAUAGUACUGGCACUUUGACACGAACAGAUGCAUUGUCUGUCCUAGGCUACAAUGUUAAAGAAUACGAAACCAAAAAGCAAAGAGAGACCCAAAAAUUUGCUAAGUAUGGAUGGAAAUACAGGGAAGUAGUUCAAGACCGAAGAGCGGUUCUUGGCUCUUCAGAUAAAGUGUACUCCAAGCAUAAUGUUGGCUUCUUUGAGUCUGUGCAAAUGGCCUACAACAACCACUACAAUCUGGGAACCUCUGCCGAUGACUGGUGGUUCUGUGUGAUUAGACGAAUUGCUGUAGCUAUUGAUCUUAACUGUAGGAACCCAAACGUUCGUAAGACGUUUGUGGAUCACGAAGGAAAAAAGAAUCUAGAGGUAGAAGUUCCUGACUGGCCACUGACCGAAGUGAAUUACUCUUCCUUCUUCGACGAAAUAUCCAAGUUGAUAUCAGCCAAUGUCAAAGUUCCUAACUACGUGGACACCAUGACCGCAGACUUUUCCACUACAACCGCAGUACAGAAGAUGGUCUCGCAGAUCACUCUCAUGUCAUCAGUCCAGGAAUUUUUUGCAUAUAGUCUUUGUGGAGGUUGUGGUUGUGGUAUUCCUGCCAUUGAAAUGUUGGGCUGUGAAGAGGAUUGGCAAAAAUUGCURCCUAAGCUAAGGUCCUUGAAGAAAGUGUUGGAGCCAAUUAAUGAAGAYCUUCAACUCACUGAUCAGUGGUGGGCMCUUGCUGAGAAAAUYUUCACAAAACUWCUGGAGACUUACCGUGGAUCACCUGACCGUGAAUGGUGGAGCCAUAUCAUGACAUACAACGAGCCAUUUGGUUCWGGAGGAUACAUCGCAGGUAUUAUACCAGGUUACAGUGGCUGGGUUGUAGAGUUUCUUGAAGGGAAGGUGGGGCACGAUCUGUAUGAGUUUAGUAGUGGUCUUGUUGCUGUCCCUAUGAAGGUGGUAGACAUAGGCAGAGGAAUUGACACCAUGACUGCCAUAGCUGCUGGCAUGGUGGGCUUUACAGUUCAUGAAGCUAUUGGAAAUAACAGGCCUUCUAUCCGACCCUUCCAAGGAUGGGCAUUAAUGCUACCCCCUAAUUCCAUCUUUUACAAAGAGAUUUGUAGAGAAGAGAAAGAAUCAACAAAAGCAUCGAAACCUGAUGCCAAAAAGAAGCGUCUACUCAAAAGACUGUCAAAGUAGGCAACCAUUCAGAGGACCAAAAACUAACUUGAACUUUAUUUCCUGAACAUUUUAUUAACUUGUAAGUUUGUUUUCUUUAUAACCGCAGAUUACUCAAGAAAUAAAAAAUAUAUUUUGGGA